Molecule: messenger RNA, 941 nt
Organism: Panicum hallii
Lineage: Eukaryota; Viridiplantae; Streptophyta; Magnoliopsida; Poales; Poaceae
Product: putative pectinesterase 11
Exons: 5
Coding region: 1-876 (291 amino acids)
Biological process (GO): cell wall modification
Molecular function (GO): pectinesterase activity
Source: RefSeq, a predicted model, not a curated record
AUGCCGGGCCCGCGGCGGCAGCUCGUCCUCACGGUCGACCAGUCCGGCCGAGGCGACCACCGGAGGAUCCAGGACGCGGUCGAUGCCGCUCCGGCGAACAGCUCCCCCGGCAGCGUCGUCAUCCGGAUCAAGCCCGGAGUGUAUAGGCAAAAGGUCGCGGUGGACAAGCCCUGCGUAACUCUCGUCGGCACGAGCGCCAGCUCCACCGUCAUCACCUGGAACGAGUCCUGGGUCGCCGCCGAGAGCCCGACCGUGUCCGUGCUGGCCCCCGACUUCAUCGCGAAGCGCCUAACGUUCCAGAACACAUUUGGGACAAGCGGGCCGGCGGUCGCCAUGAGGGUCGCCGGGGACAGGGCAGCGUUCUACGGUUGCAGGUUCGUGUCGUUCCAGGACACGCUCCUGGACGAGACGGGGCGCCAUUACUACCGAGGCUGCUACAUCGAAGGGGGCACAGAUUUUAUCUUUGGUAACGCUAAAGCUUUAUUCGAUAAGUGCCACCUGCACUCCACCUCGCUGGUCGGCGGCGCGUUCACGGCGCACAAGCGGUCGGCGGAGUCUGAAGACACUGGAUUCAGUUUCGUCGGGUGCAAACUAACGGGCGUCGGGAAGGGCACGUCCAUCCUCGGGCGACCAUGGGGUCCCUACUCCCGGGUCGUGUUCGCGCUCAGCUACAUGUCCAGCACGGUGAGGCCUGAGGGCUGGGACGACUGGAGCGACCCCACCAAACAGAGGACAGCGUUGUACGGGCAGUACCAGUGCUACGGGGAAGGGUCCAAGACUGACGGGAGAGUUGCGUGGUCUCGCGACCUGUCGCAGGCUGAAGCUGCACGGUUCAUCACCAAAGUUUGGGUUGGGGGACAAGAGUGGCUUCGGUAGGAAACACUACAUACAUAGCCAUAAUGCUAAUGUCAUUGCAUUUGUAUGAUUCAGUUCUCUUAGGA